AUGGAAAUUGGAUCCUCUCGAAUUGAGGGGCCAGUCGAAUCAUGCUCAAACCCCGACACAAACUCGAUAAAACGGCGAAAAGUCCGUAAAGGCACGUUCAGUUGUUGGGAAUGCAAGCGUCGCAAACGACGUUGCGAACGCGAUUUGAACUCCACGAUUUGUCUCUCUUGUCAGCGACAUGGUGUUUCAUGUGUCAGUCAAGAGCUCACAGAAGCUCCUCUGAAUGAUUGCCGAGAGAUUGGACAACGCGUUGAUCAUGUUGAAGCCUUGGUCAACAAGCUCGUCCAGCAAAGAGAAGCGAGGCAUGCUCGGAAACAGCAAUCCGAUACCUCGUCGGGUCGAACGGCGGCUGAGGAUACAGAAAGCUUCAUGGCUCCUCCGACUUUACAAUCGAUUUGCCAUGAAAGAUUGUCGCGCGAUCGCACUCUCAGUGCCUAUCUUUUCUCCAUCCUACCCCAUCCUGCCACUUCUAUUGUGAUUCUGAGCAGCAGUACUUUAUUUUCUUCACCUCUGCAAAACUCUCAAGCACGAAAAGGUACAAAUUCCACCUUUGUAGAUGGCGAACCACGCGUCGGUUUGCAGUUCACAGCUCACCCCUUGGUGCUCGCCCGAAGACUCAUCCAGCUUGCUCUUUGCCUCAAACAAUUUGAUGCCUCAUCUUCAAAGCAGCUAGAAUGUCAUUUGAAUAACUCGAUAAGCAAAGCUUCUUGGAAAUACCAGGAAAUUGCAUCUCGCUUCGUCUUGUCCCAGGACUUUCUGGUCAGUUCUCUCGACGGGGUAGAAACUCUAAUUCUAGAAUCUUGUUACUAUAUCACACUUGGCGACACCCGCAUGGCCUGGACAGUUCAGUGCCGUGCGAUAAAUAUUGCUCGCGGAAUAGGUAUCCAACAUCUGGCCGAGAUGGGGGACGAGCGCGCUGAACAAAUAUGGUUUCGAUUGGUUUAUAGCGACCGAUUUAUGGCAUUGAUGCUAGGAAUUCCAUUCACAAUCACCGAGGAAAGCUUAUCAUGGGAAACCCAGCUCCAGAAUAGCACAUCGUCGCAAAAGCUGGAGUGUCUCCACGUGGCCAUUGCUGGGCGCAUCGUUACUCGGAAUGUUCAAAUACAACAAGAUAAAAGUCCUCGGGAGGAGCUCAAUGGUUGCAAUAUACGCUAUAAUCAUUAUAGCGAGACUAAGGACAUUGACGAGCAAUUGAAGAAAUCUGCCAAGCUCCUCCCACCAACCUGGUGGCUAACAUCCUCUCAAACAAACACAAAUUCGAAAAAUAACUCGGUUGAAAAGACGGCAAAGCUUCUGGUACAACUGCACCAGCAUUAUCUGAUUAUACUUCUACAUCAACCAUAUCUCAUCCGGCUACUCACAUGCACGCACGAUUCGGAUUCCGUUGAACACAAUGCAGUGGACUUUACCUACAGCAAACACGCUACCGCAUCUGCUAGCCAUGAGGGACUUUUACGGUACCUUGCCAUUCGGGAACUACAUCAGUCGCCGACAUAUCGUCCAACGGACGAUAAGAUGUAUACAUGCGCCAUAGCUCUUCUAUUUGCGCAUUUGGAUGGUCAUAGACACGGGAGUGCCAAUGUUCUUGAUCACCAGAGAAAUCGUGAUCUUGGGCUCAUUAGCGAAUCUAUCGACAUGAUGGAGAAAGUUUCAAUGGCAAAUAAUGAUCCAAGGGGCUUGGUUCUUAUUCAGAUCCUGAGAAAUCUCAUGGCUCUCGAAGAUGCUGCCGCAGAAGGCUCCACGUACCAUGCAUGGUGUGAUGAAAGAAUCGAGGCCAGUGACGAUAGCCAGGAAAGCCUCACAGAAGACAGUCUUUCACUAUCGAUACCAUACUUUGGGAAGAUUCAUAUCUCAUGUCGAAGGUCAUCCCUACCUCAGGAGCUGAAAUUCAUAGCGUGGACUUAG
Molecule: messenger RNA, 1905 nt
Organism: Penicillium waksmanii
Lineage: Eukaryota; Fungi; Ascomycota; Eurotiomycetes; Eurotiales; Aspergillaceae
Product: fungal specific transcription factor domain-containing protein
Exons: 1
Coding region: 1-1905 (634 amino acids)
Biological process (GO): regulation of DNA-templated transcription; DNA-templated transcription
Molecular function (GO): DNA-binding transcription factor activity, RNA polymerase II-specific; zinc ion binding; DNA binding
Source: RefSeq, a predicted model, not a curated record